GGUUUGUUUUGCUAAAAUGGAAUUAUUUACCUCAACACCUGGCUUUUGUCCCACUUGUGGUUCUAUAUUUCCACCUGUGGACAGUGUUAAAGAUGUAAUUUGUUAUAAUUGCAAACAAUCAUUUAAACCAGAUGUAUUUGGCGAACAAAUUGUAGAGUAUACAAUUCAUUUCAAUAACUACGAUCCAGAAAAGGUAGUGAAAACUAAAGAGGAAAAAGAUUCAGGUCCGGAAGGUCCAGUAGUGGAACGAAAGUGUCACAAAUGUGGUCACGAUAAGAUGUCAUAUGCCACACUUCAAUUAAGGUCUGCAGAUGAAGGACAGACUGUAUUUUUUACAUGUCUGAAAUGCAAAUUUAAAGAAUCAGAAAAUUCCUAGUUUAAUACUUAGCUAUAAAAUUGUCAAUAUUAAUAAAUAUAGUAAUAAAGAAUUUUUAAUAAAAAUUUAAUGAAAAA
Calliphora vicina (urban bluebottle blowfly) is the source of this 453-nucleotide messenger RNA. RefSeq names its product RNA polymerase I subunit RpI12 (gene RpI12). The transcript has 3 exons. NCBI's taxonomy places the organism in Eukaryota, Metazoa, Arthropoda, Insecta, Diptera, Calliphoridae. The coding region runs from base 17 to 376 and encodes 119 amino acids. Gene Ontology annotation, molecular function: zinc ion binding; nucleic acid binding. Gene Ontology annotation, cellular component: RNA polymerase I complex. Gene Ontology annotation, biological process: DNA-templated transcription; termination of RNA polymerase I transcription. The record is from RefSeq and is a predicted model, not a curated record.